Prunus mume (Japanese apricot) is the source of this 1545-nucleotide messenger RNA. NCBI's taxonomy places the organism in Eukaryota, Viridiplantae, Streptophyta, Magnoliopsida, Rosales, Rosaceae. The record is from RefSeq and is a predicted model, not a curated record.
AUGGGGCUUGGAUUUGCUGCUGGAUUUUGGGGAGUUUGCGGGACCUUGAUAUUUUCAAGGUCAUGGAGAUAUGCAUACUUGAAGUUCUUGAAUAGUUUAAAUGAUUGGCUUUUUCUCAGUGAGCUAGGAGGAGGAUGUGCGAUAAGGUUUGGUCUUCCAGCCCCCCAUCCUCUCUGGUCUUUGUGUUACAAGCUGAAGGCCUUCCUUGCCCCUCGAGGUGCUAGUGCGUCUGUGCUGGAGGCGGAUGAGCUCCCCUUAUGGAGGCGUCAUAGUUACUGUUUCUGUAUAUCGUGUGGAGUUUUAUGCAUCUCUUUGUGGGCAGCAUAUGACAAAAUUUGCAUACUAUUCAAGCUCGGCCAUGGAAGGUCCUUGAAACUCUUUCUUGCAUUUGCGCUGCUUUUGCUACAGUAUGCCCAAGGAGGAGAGGUGGACCACAAUCAGAGGGAUACUAAUGUGACCGGGAGGUGCAUAGAGAAGGAAAGGCAAGCACUCCUUGCAUUCAAGCGUGGCCUGGUGGAUGAUUACAAUCUCCUCUCUUCAUGGAGUUCCGAAGCCCAGAAACAAGAUUGUUGCAGAUGGAUAGGAGUCUAUUGCAGCAACCAAACAGGUCAUGUUAUUGGACUAGAUCUUUCAUACGAAGUUAUCGGCGGAGAUUAUUAUUUGCAAGGUAAGAUGAUUAGUCCUAAACUGAUUGAGUUGCAGCAUUUACAACAUUUGUACCUCAAUGAGAUUAAUUUCACAGGGAGUCAAUUUCCAGAUUUCAUUGGUUCUCUAACCAAUUUAAGAUACCUUGAUCUGUCUUGGGCUUAUUUUGGAGGCAAGUUUCCAAGUCAGGUCGGAAAUCUUACGAACUUGGUGUAUCUGGACUUAAGCUGUAAUCGCUUUACAAAUGUAGAAAAUCUCAGCUGGCUUCCUCUUCUUUCGUCGUUAAGAUAUUUGGACUUGAGUUACGCGAAUCUCAGCAAUGUUUUCGAUUGGCCGGAAGCUGUUAAUAAGCUUCCUGAACUAACAAACUUGACACUACAGGAAUGUGAUCUUCCUUCUCCAAUUCUUUCCACUCUUUCUUACAUAAACUCUUCUAAAUCUCUUGCUAGCGUUGACCUUUCUUUCAACCAUUUGAGUACUUCUUCAAUAUUUCUAUGGUUGUCCAACUAUAAUACCAGCCUUGUUCAUCUUGACCUCUCUUUUAACCAACUAGCUGGUUCAAUUCCUGAUGUUUUUGGAAACAUGAGCUCUCUGGCACAUCUUGAUCUAUAUUCUAACCAACUUGAAGGAGGGGACCCGCAUUCUUUUGCCAGGUUAUGUAGUUUGCAAUAUUUGGAUCUCUCAAGCAAUAAUCUGAGUGGACAACUUUCUAAGUUCGUUCAAAUAUUAUUUUCUACAUGUGCUCAAAACUCAUUGGAGGAGUUGUAUCUCUCUGAGAAUGAUCUUGCAGGGUCAUUACCUGAAAGUAUAGGGCUAAUGUCUAAGCUUCAAACUAUUGAUUUUAGCAUGAAUUCUUUGGAAGGAGUGAUUUCAAAAACUCAUUUCUCAAAACUCUCCAAA